Messenger RNA from Helianthus annuus (common sunflower), 1166 nucleotides. RefSeq names its product origin of replication complex subunit 6. Gene Ontology annotation, cellular component: nuclear origin of replication recognition complex. The transcript has 9 exons. The coding region runs from base 165 to 1022 and encodes 285 amino acids. Gene Ontology annotation, biological process: DNA replication initiation; DNA replication. The record is from RefSeq and is a predicted model, not a curated record. Lineage: Eukaryota; Viridiplantae; Streptophyta; Magnoliopsida; Asterales; Asteraceae. Gene Ontology annotation, molecular function: DNA binding.
GCGUCCUCUGGUUUUUGAAAAAAAUGGCGCCAAACGAAAACUAGAAACACACCAGAUUCAACAUUCCCGCCAUGGAUGCUCGUCAAUAUCACAUACUCACAUUCCAUCGUUCACAAACCACACUAACAAAUUAACAACAUCGAUCGUUACCUUCAUCACCUGAAAUGGAUCUACCGGACAUUGCAAGGAAGUUACAACUCUCUGAACCCAAACAAAUCGUCCGCAAAGCCGCCGAGCUCCGUCGCAUGUCCGAUCUUCAAUUCGAUUCAUCCAGUGCCGGAAUCGGAGAGAUUUGCAAAGCGAUAAUCUGUCUCGAGAUUGCUGCUAAUAUGAAGCAAGUUUUAUUUGAUCGCCAGACUGCGAUUAGGUUGAGCGGGAUGUCCGAGAAGGCUUACAUUCGAUCGUUCAACGUAAUGCAAAACGGAAUCGGUGUCAAGAAUACACUUGAUGUUAAGGAACUGGCUAUUCAAUUUGGAUGUGUUAGGCUUAUUCCUCUUGUUAAAAAAUGCUUAUCACUAUACAAAGAACGGUUUAUUGCAUCGUUGCCUCCUUCACGUCGAGCUAGCGCUGACUUCACGCGACCAGUGUUUACAGCCGCAGGGUUUUACUUGUGUGCCAAAAAACAUAAGCUCAAGGUUGACAAGAAUAAGUUGAUUGAGCUUUCUGGCACAUCUGAAGACGAGUUUUCAAGUGUGUCUACUUCUAUGAAAGACCUUUGUCAUGAUGUUUUCGGUGUGGCUAAGGAAAAGAAGGAUCCGAAAUCUGUGAAAGUAAACCGAGAUUUGUUGGAUGUUUUACCCGAGAAACGACAAGCUGAGGAUGGUGGUUAUUCAUCUGACGAAAGCGAAGAUCGUUCGGCCUGCAAGAAGCGUAAGCGUGAAGAGAACCACAAAUAUGAAGAAUGGAAAUCUUCGGUCAUAGAAUCCAAUAAGCAAAGCAUGGAUAAAGUUGCGGUUAAAAAGACGAAGCAAUCAAACCUCAACUUUUUCAAGAGAGUUCCGGGAACCGAAGUUGGAGUGUAAGCUUGUGCUCAUGUUGUCUCAAUAUGUUAAGCAACAAAGUUUUGUGGAUAUGCAUUCCAACAACUUAAUGUACAGAAUCUAAGUUUUUAUUGGCCUCAAAUUCUAAAAAAAAAAAUGGAAAUGCAAGAAAUUUAGUUCAUAUAA